AUCGAUCCAGAAAGUUAAUAUCCCAUCAGGGUUUUCUUCUCCUUCUCCCUCCCCUUCUUAGAGAAUUGUUUUAUUCUUGUAAAUCUAAUCUCUUUAUCGUUGUUUAUAUUUCUGAAAAUAGGUUUUUUUUUUUUAUAGCUUUUAGUGAUUUUGGGUUUAAAUUUUCUUGAUAAAUUUACUGCCUUGUUAGAUAAUGGAAACUGUUAUGUACCGUUCAUCUUCAGAUCAACAAAUUUCACCUAACAAAAACUACUUUAGAAGCUCGAGGAAAAUCAUGAAUCGAGGAUCUUUGGUUCCUAGGUUUCCUGAGGAUUUUGUUCCUGCGGCAUAUUUGCAGGGGGGGCUUUUACAGGCUCCUGUUCCUAAUCAUCCUCAAUUUCUGUCUCAAUCUUUUCCUGUUUUUCCAGUUCAACAGCCGCCUCUUCUUCCUCUCCCAAUCUCCAUGAAUUUCAGUCAAAGUAGGACUCUUUCUUGCCCUCCAAACUAUGGGAGACCCAAUAAUAAUAACAGCAAGAGCAGAAGUAGCAGAGAUCCCUCUCUGACGCCCAAGAAAUCUAAGCAGAUCUCAAAGUCUCCGAAGAAAUCUGGAAAAGAAGUUGUUGUUCCUUUGGGCCCAGACCCGGAACAUGUUCCUAAACAUGUUGUCCCCCCCAAGGUUUUAUCUUUGAAGGGUUGUGUUGAAGCGAGAGAGAAAGAUGAGGAAAAGGACAAGUUUUCAGGAUCUGUAGUGUUCACACUUUCGCCUCCGCCUAGUAGCCUGCCUUUGCCCACUUUUUCAUUGAGGCCGAAGCUGAGCUGCAACGCGGAGGCCGCCGGAAUAGACACCGGAGCGACUGAUAAUCUCUGCAGACUUCUUCGUCUCCGGUAAUUAAAUAGAUGAUAGAUGUGAAGAAGAAUUGAAGAAGCUAAGGAACUGAUAAGUAUUGGUGUUAUGUAAGGGUGAUAUUAUUUAUAACUGUUUAAUUUGGUGUUGGAUAAUUUUAGUUUAGUAGAAGUCACCACCAGUGCUUGUUUUUCUAACUGGGGGGUGGACAGACAGUCAGACAGACAUGUUUAAGGUUUAAUCUCUUGUAAUUUUACUACUGUGUUUUCGGAAAUGGAAUUCAAAUUAUCAUAUCUUGGACUGCAA
Molecule: messenger RNA, 1129 nt
Organism: Ipomoea triloba (trilobed morning glory)
Lineage: Eukaryota; Viridiplantae; Streptophyta; Magnoliopsida; Solanales; Convolvulaceae
Exons: 1
Coding region: 194-868 (224 amino acids)
Source: RefSeq, a predicted model, not a curated record